AUAUCACACACAAAAAAAAAAAAAAAAAAAAAGGAAAAAAAACGACAUUGCUCCAAAUUAGUAUAACAUAUUAUGAUUCUAAUUCUGUGUUAGUUCUAUAGAUUAGCAUGCUCUGUUUUUAUUAGUAGUUUUGUAGAGCGCUCAACAGUCGAGUUCUGAUUCACCCAGCAUAAGCUUUUCUUUUUUCCACACAGGAAAUAGACAAUGAGUUACGGCUAUAACGGUUAUCCAGGGGAGAAUUAUGGUUCUUAUGGACCUCAAUAUCCUGUCAAUUCUUAUCCAACUCGAGGAUAUCCAAAUGAAGGCUACGCACCACCAAUGGGACCUCCUCCUUCCAGCAAUCGACCAAAUAUAGAUGGCUAUACCAAUCAAGUACCUACUGAAAACGUGGGACACGUUGAUGCUGUUGCUAGUCAACAUGUUGGAUACGCACCUCCGUCUGGGCCACCUCCUGCUACAGGAAACUAUGCGUAUAACAAUCCAGAGUACCAGGGACCGCAAUUACCUAGUUCUAACUCUCAGUCUUAUGGGCUUUCAGGUGGUGGAUCAUUUGACUAUCAAUACUCUACUUGUCAAGGAAAACGCAAGGCCUUGCUAAUCGGUUUAAAUUAUGUAAAUACUCGAAAUGAGUUACAAGGAUGUAUCAAUGACGUUAUGGCUACCGGUCAAUUAUUGAGAGAGCGUUACGGAUAUAAGGCUGACGACAUGGUAAUUAUGACCGAUUAUGCUCAACAUCCAAGAGGUAUUCCUACUCGUCAAAACAUGUUGGAUGGCAUGCGAUGGCUUGUAAGCGGCGCUCAACCCAAUGAUUCGUUGUUUUUUCAUUAUAGUGGACAUGGUGGACAAACAAAAGAUUUAGAUGGUGAUGAAACUGAUGGAUACGACGAAACGAUUUAUCCCUUAGACCAUGAAGUCUCAGGACAAAUUGUCGAUGAUGAGAUGCAUGACAUUAUGGUCCGACCUUUACCUCCUGGAUGUCGCUUGACGGCCAUUUUUGACUCCUGUCAUUCUGGAGGUGCUCUUGACCUUCCUUUUACCUACUCUACUAAAGGUGUACUUAAAGAACCGAAUAUGCUUAAGGAAUCAGGUAUGAAUGUUCUACAUGCUGGUAUGUCGUAUAUGGCUGGUGAUAUUGGAGGUAUUUUCAGCAAUGUGAAAAACAUUGUUCAAAGCGCCUCUGGUGGAUUCCAUAAUAAUGCUCUUCAAUAUUCCAGACAAUACAAGUUUUCACCAGCUGAUGUUAUUUCUAUCUCCGGUUGUAAAGAUAAUCAAACAAGUGCUGAUACAAACGUUAACGGAUUUGCAACGGGUGCACUUUCGUAUGCUUUUCGUGAGGUUUUAUCUCAAAAUCCUCAGCCUUCCUAUAUACAAUUGCUUCAAGGCAUCCGACAUGUCCUACAAAGUAAAUACUCACAACUUCCCCAGUUAUGUUGUAGUCAUCCGUUGGAUAUGAAUUUGGCUAUGCUUCUCUAAUUGAAAUGUCUUCACUGUCAUUUCGUUCAGUUAGUUUAAAUUGUGUCAAAUUUGGUUAAUCUCAUUGAAUCGCUUCUAUAAUUUAGAAGUACAUUAGCGUUAAUUUUUUUUUUCGAAUAUAAAGAAUUGCAUCAAGGAUAUAUAUUUAACAACAA
Molecule: messenger RNA, 1628 nt
Organism: Schizosaccharomyces octosporus yFS286
Lineage: Eukaryota; Fungi; Ascomycota; Schizosaccharomycetes; Schizosaccharomycetales; Schizosaccharomycetaceae
Product: metacaspase Pca1
Exons: 6
Coding region: 205-1473 (422 amino acids)
Biological process (GO): proteolysis
Molecular function (GO): cysteine-type endopeptidase activity
Source: RefSeq, a predicted model, not a curated record